This is a messenger RNA of Epinephelus lanceolatus (giant grouper), 3841 nucleotides long. RefSeq names its product rap1 GTPase-activating protein 2-like. Gene Ontology annotation, molecular function: GTPase activator activity. Gene Ontology annotation, cellular component: plasma membrane; cytoplasm. Gene Ontology annotation, biological process: regulation of small GTPase mediated signal transduction. The record is from RefSeq and is a predicted model, not a curated record. Lineage: Eukaryota; Metazoa; Chordata; Actinopteri; Perciformes; Serranidae.
UCUCUCUGAGCGACUCAGGGCGCCGUAAUCCUGACGGUCCCUGACGUUACAAUAGAGAGAGACAGUCAGACAGAGAGAGACAGUGAGACAGAGAUAGAGAGAGAGAGACAGAGAGAGAGACGUAGAGAGAGCUGCUGUGUUAGAUUUGAGAGAUGCUCAGUUACCGACGGCAACGCAACAAUGCCGCACGACCACUGUAAACAGGAGCUCCUGACCAUCUCCAAUGUUGCUGUCGGAGACUGCCCCCCCUCUCCCCCCCGCACCGCACCCCCCACCAUGAAGUCGGCUCAUUUCUUUGACAUGAUGGACAAGAUGGAGCAGGUGCCAGAAGCUGCUGAGAUGAAGACAAUCCCUCCAAGACAGAAGGAUGACUACAUUCCUUAUCCGAGGAUCGAGGAGGUGUUGGAGAGGGGCGAGCCGUAUCCUCAGGUCAUCCUGCCGGAGUUCGGAGGUUACUGGAUCGAGGAUCCUGAGGCUCCUCCGCCUCCUGCACCUCCUCCCGCCUCCCUGGAGAUCAAAGGGGAGGAGGAGGAGGGGGCAGGAACAGAGAAGGAAGACAGACCCCCAGGGGAUUAUGGGUACAGACUGGAGGAGAUCAGUGAGGCUGCCCGGGCGUACAGGAAGCACUUUCUAGGCAGGGAACAUUUGAACUUCUCCUGCUCAUCAAGCAGUGUUGGAAAUCUGCUGCUGUCUGUGAGACACGAGGAGGAGAAGGAGCAGGAGUCCCUUCAUGUGAUCAUCAGGUCUCGGGUGAAAAGCAUCUACCACAGAUUGUCCCUGACAGAGCUGCCCGACAUCCCCAGUGUACCAGAGCUCGCCAAGCUGCUGUGUGACGACGCUGCAGGUCUGCGCUUCAGCCCCGUCCUCUACCCCAAGGCAUCUCAGCUGAUUGUGAACUACGAUGAACAUGAGGUGAACAACACCUUCAAGUUUGGAGUCAUUUACCAGAGAUUUGGACAGGUGUCUGAGGAGGAGCUGUUCAGGAACAACGAGGAGACGCCGGCCUUCACCGAGUUCCUGCAGCUGCUGGGAGACACGGUGGAGCUGCAGGACUUCAGAGGGUUUCGGGGAGGUCUGGACGUGUCUCACGGUCAGACGGGCUCUCAGUCCGUCUACACCGUCCACCGACAGCAAGAGAUCAUGUUCCACGUCUCAACCAAACUGCCCUUCACUGAGGGAGACACACAGCAGCUCCAGAGGAAACGCCACAUAGGAAAUGACAUCGUGGCGGUGGUGUUCCAGGAAGAGGCCACACCUUUUGUCCCCGACAUGAUCGCCUCCAACUUCCUGCAUGCCUUUAUCCUGGUGCAGGUGGAGGAGCCCUGCUCUGACACCACCUCGUACAAGGUGUCCGUCACAGCACGAGAAGACGUCCCUCUGUUUGGCCCGCCCCUCCCGAACCCAGCUGUUUUUAAGAAGGGUCCAGAGUUCAGAGAGUUCCUUCUCACCAAACUCAUCAACGCAGAGCUGGCGUGCUACAAGAGUGACCGUUUCGCCCGGCUGGAGGAGCGUACCCGGGCCGCCCUGCUGGACACCCUCCAUGAUGAGCUGCACAGACGUUCCCAGAGCAUGCUGGGAUUGACGUCAGGUCUAGAGGAGGAUGGGCGAGCUGAGAACGGACACGCCCACGGUGGUCUGCUGGAGUCCAUCAAGAGGGCGAUGCGAGGGAGGAGCGUCUCCAUGGAGACCAUGUCACGGGGCGGGGCAGGUCUGCCCACCAGUCUGAGUGGGGGGGGUCUGGCUCACAUCAGCAUUGAGUGUAACGUGAAAUCUCCUGUGAAGAGACGUUCAGGACUUUUUCCUCGUCUGCUGAGCGUCGACAGCCAAACAGAGAAACACAACCUGAGGAGCCUCCUCAGCGAGCAGAGGAGCUUCGACAGCUGCCACCCGACACUGGAGGUGAGGUCAGAGCUGCCGUCCAAUCCCAGCUCUCCAGAGGCGGGACAACGGGACAGGCCUCACAUAAAGAAGGAGAGCAGUAAGAUCUCCAGAUCGACAUCCAGCACCUGCAGCUUCAGCGUCCCGGCUGACGACACACACCUGCUCGCCCAGGCUGCGCUGGUUGAAGGUCAAAGUUCAGCUCCGCUCAUCAUCUGUCGCAGCCCCACAGAGGUGAAAAAUAAAAACUCUCCCAGAUCCAACCUCAAGUUUCGCUUUGACAAGUUGAGUCACUCGGCUGCACAGGGGAACUAAACUGAGAGCAGACGGAGAUUAAUAAUGAGGAGGUUGAGUCAAACGUCCAAGGAGAAGGAGGAGGAGGAGGAGGAGGAGGACAUUAAUGUGAAGACACUGAUGGACAGUCACACACACUGAGGAUAAAAAGGGAAAUCACUUCAAUAUAUUCGUCCUUCGCUGCUGCAGCUGCAUCUUUUCUGCUCAGAGGCAAUCAAACCUGCAGAACUGUGCAUGUCAACACACACACACACACACACACACACACACACACACACACACAUUACUUUCCGUAAUUUAAAUCCUCACACCAUGAAAACACGUUAAAUUUUCUUCUGCUGUGUCUCUGGAGGAGAUAAAUGACACAGAUGAUGUCAUAGUGAUGUCAUCAGGGUCAGGUCAGACUGCGUGGGCUGCAUUUUGGUGUCGCGCUGAUGCAGUUUGUCGAUUUGUGAGUUUGAUCUUUAACGGUCCCAGAAUUGUGGUGCAACUUUAGAAACAGUCUUUAUAUGAGUUCAUAUUUAACCUGUGCAGGUCCCACACAGCAAUAAGUUUCAUCAUGACAGGGACGUCCCUGUCUUUAAACCGAACAUGCCCUCCUGUGACGUAUGAUAAUGAUCUCAACCCAAAUCUAACAGCGUCCCAGGUGAACCAGGUGAGCCGGGCCAUCAAACACUGAGCAGAGCGACUCACAAAAACAGAGUCCUAAAUGACUGACAGAGAGCCUGCGCUCCAAGGUGGAGGUGUUUGAAAGAUCCAUGUGCAUUAUGGGACAUGUAGGAUCAGGUGUUUCAUAGUGGAGGCUUAUGGUGCUUCUCAGAGUUGAGGAUGCGUUCUUGGUAGGACGGGUCCGACAGAGGAAAGGCAGGACUUCUUCCUGUCAUUCUGAGAAGAAGUGUGCAUCAUUGGAAAGUCCCGCCUUUAAAUCAAAGCCACGAUUUCAGAAUCCGUGAAAGAACUGCAAAUGUUACAAAUGAAGGUGGUGAUAGCAAGACAGCUACGAACUUAACCAACCCAGUCACCAGAAUAAAUGUUGGCAUCGUACAUUUCUGCAAACCACGGAAAAAUGUGUAUGUUAUAUGUUAUAUCUUAUAUAUGUUAUAUAUGUAAUAACCACUUUUCAUGUCACUGUGCCGACAGGAAAUGCAGGGACAGGUCGCUAAAAACAACCAUUUGUGUUGUUUGUUGGUGUUGAACGGUGGUCUGCGGGUUGGCAGGUGUCUCUCAGAGGUGUCACACCGUCCACCAUCAACACCUUAUGUUGGUGUCCUUUAGUGACCUGUCACUGCAGAUAGGUCCCCAAAAACUUUUUCUUACCAUAACCACAAGGUUUUUGUGCCUAAGCGUAACCACACAUUAACCACAGCACUGCUAAAAAGUAAAGUUUCACCGUAUUCAUAUCAUAACGUACAAAAGUGACGUAUCUGUGGUUUGUAGAAACGUACAAUGCCAACAUUUGUUCUGGCGACUGGGUCGACGUCUGUUAAAGUCUGAUGAAGUGUUUUUUGUUUUUUUUUCAGGGACGCUGAGCUGAAGGCUGAUGUUCACAGGAAGAUACUAAAUAAUAUUUCUCUCAUUUAUCGCCUAAUAUUUAAUUACCUAAUAUUGUUUUUAUUUUUAGUUUUAAUAGACCCUUUUAGGGCCGACGUCACAAUGACAUCAUGUUAUC